Anisakis simplex (herring worm) is the source of this 447-nucleotide messenger RNA. The record is from the annotation of a GenBank genome assembly. Lineage: Eukaryota; Metazoa; Nematoda; Chromadorea; Rhabditida; Anisakidae.
UGUACCUCUCCACGACUGUCGAACGAUAUAACCGCAUUGAUAUAUUUGGGUGAUGGACGUUUUCAUUUGGAAUCAAUUAUGAUUCACAAUCCAAAUAUCAAUGCAUACCAGUACGAUCCGUAUUCAAGGAAACUCACCCAUGAAGUGUACGAUUAUGAGCGAAUGUUGCAAAUCAGAAGUGAUGCAGUGAAUAGAGCAAAAACGGCAAAGAAAUUUGGUAUAAUUCAAGGAACACUCGGACGACAAGGGAACAUUCGAAUUGUUGAGGUUCUUGAAUCGAAAUUACAAGCGGCUGGUAUUAAGUUUGUACGUAUUCUUCUGUCGGAAAUAUUCCCCGAAAAGCUGGCGUUAUUCGAUGAUAUCGAUUGGUUGGUUCAUUUUCAUUAUGUGUUCUUUUUUUUUCUGGCAGCGGGAAAACAAAAUAACAAGAUUGAUCUCGUUUCAUAG